Molecule: messenger RNA, 1071 nt
Organism: Phytophthora sojae
Lineage: Eukaryota; Oomycota; Peronosporomycetes; Peronosporales; Peronosporaceae
Exons: 1
Coding region: 1-1071 (356 amino acids)
Source: RefSeq, a predicted model, not a curated record
AUGUACACUGCAGCUGCUGGACACUCAAGCGAAGAAACUGGGACCGCAAUCUACAGUAAGUCACUGCUCGGAGCGGUGCAGCGCAAGGAAUUGCCUAAUGCACGCGUGACACAUCGUAAGGACGGGUAUCUGAGCUCUUGGGUUAUCGACUGCCACCUGCACGAAGUAGCUCAAUGGUACGGACGGACGACUGGUGCCAACAGCAAUGGAGACCAAGCUGCAGCCCUGUUAGCAGCUUCCGACGCUCAGCAGGCGGGUGAAACCAAUGCUGCUGCGGUCGCUGCCGCCACGAAUGAGCGUCGGCUGCUACAAGAAUUGCGAGCGGCUCAACAGACUGGUCAGAUCCAGCGCUUUUCGCUGUCACAGCCCGCAUUCCAGCUGCAGUUGAGCUGGAGGGCUGAACUGACCGACGAGAUGAAGAGUGAAGUCGUGGACCGAUGGACGAAGCUGUUGUAUGCGAAGCACGGGCAUCUCGAGUCGCGCCAGCUUGCUCGUCUCGCUCAUUUGUAUGGAGCGCUGUACGCGGCAGCUCUACCGGCGCCUUCUCCGACGUCAACCGCGCGUGAUGGCGAAGAUGAAGAAGACGAAGAAGAUCUGGAUGAUAAGGCCCAUGCUCUCGAGACCAAACCGGUACGUUACUUCGAAGACGACGACGAUAAGGAUGAUGCUGCAGCCGGUGGAGACGACGUCGAAGGUGACGAGGAUGAGCGUUUGCUGCAGAAAAUGCUGCGGCCGCUGACCGAGUCUCUGAUCGAGGCUAUCGAGCGAGGUACACGCUCACUCAUUCAACUCCGUCUUGGCGGUGGAGGUCCGCUUGAGGGCAGUGAUACUGAAGAGAGCACGAGCAACGAUGAAGGUAUCAAAUGGACGAGUUACGCUGUGGCCAAGGUAUUUCACGGAUUGACGACGCCGCAGCUUCCAACUCGGCAGUGGCGCGACCACGUCUGCUGGCGACGGUACUCUGACCUGGCAUUCGAGCGCAUCGUGCAGAUUGCACACAAGGUGAUCCUGGAGGAGGAGGCUUUGGAAUCGACUGUAAAGUCGGCGAGUGUGGGCAUGUCGACAACUUAA